AAAAAUGAACACAUAUCGUGCAAAUAAACAAUAAAUAAACAUAUUUAUAUGUAUAACUAUAAAUAUCUAACAGUAUAGUGUAGGCAACCAAUAUACUAAAGUAUUUAAUAUCUGACAAUAUGAGCGAUGCAAUGCAAGCUAAAGCCUUAUUGAUACGCGCUGUCGAGUGCGAUCAGAGUGGUAGAAUUUUGGAAGCCCAAACUCUCUAUCAAGAUGGUAUUGAGCUUUUAAUGUCAUUUGUACAUAGUGAACCGGAUGAAGUGAAGAAAAAAGGGUUUCUAACUAGAAUCAGAGAGUAUAUUGAUCGUGCAGAUGCCAUCAAAGCAAGGGUCAAUGGCAAAAUGAUGCUGGGCGAGGUGGUGAACCACCUAUCAAUCGAGGAAAACGAUAUUGGCAACGAUUACGAUCAAAUAUUUGGCAUAUACAUGAACAAAGAUACAAUUGAAAUUAUGCUCGAAGAGCCGUACUUAACACAAAACUAUCAGUUUCAAAAUCUUAUUCGCUUUUUGGAGCUGGCCGUGACGAACUGUAAGCAAUUGAAAUACUUUCGGUUGAUCACCAAAAAAGAUACCAACAAUUUGGAACAACAAAAAACCAAUUUGGGCCAAAUUAAAGCCGAUCUAGAACGUCGUCAAGUCGUCUUCUACAUCAAGUUUGAAGAUACUUUACACGAUCGCAAAAUAUUCUUAAGCAAUGGGUAUAUAAUAAAAAUCGGACGUGGUCUACACUUUUAUAAGGCCUCAAAUCCUAUGUACUCCAUCGGCUUAAACAACUACAAAUACAGAAAAUGUUUGCAAACCGAUGUCGAUAUAUGGCGUACUUCCAAUAAUAAUUGACACUAACAAAAAGAAACAAUGAAAACAAAGUAGCUUUAAAACACUUCUUUCAAUUCCAAAAUUCACUUUUAAU
Molecule: messenger RNA, 909 nt
Organism: Drosophila hydei
Lineage: Eukaryota; Metazoa; Arthropoda; Insecta; Diptera; Drosophilidae
Product: MIT domain-containing protein 1
Exons: 3
Coding region: 120-836 (238 amino acids)
Source: RefSeq, a predicted model, not a curated record